This is a messenger RNA of Haliotis rufescens (red abalone), 1911 nucleotides long. Its product is annotated as diisopropyl-fluorophosphatase-like. The coding region runs from base 30 to 977 and encodes 315 amino acids. NCBI's taxonomy places the organism in Eukaryota, Metazoa, Mollusca, Gastropoda, Lepetellida, Haliotidae. The transcript is spliced from 5 exons. The record is from RefSeq and is a predicted model, not a curated record.
CCCAGUUUAUUCUAUUCGCGACAAUAAAAAUGGCGGAAAACCCGGAAGUAGUUGUAGUGGAGCCGCAAUUUUCGAAAAUUGUAGAUGGCUUGCUCGGCGCUGAAGGGCCAGUGUUUGACAAGAACGGGAACUUUUUUAUGGUGGCUCCAGAAGUAGAGAAAGAUGGAAAAUUCGCUGGACAAGUAUUGAAAGUGGACUUGAAAACUAAACAGGUGGCUGUGUUGUGUGAGCCGGUGGUGGAGGGGGAGGGCGGCGUCCCCGCAGGGUGUCAGUGUGACAAGGAAGGGAACCUGUGGAUCGCGGAUAUGAGACAUGGCAUCAUCAAAGUCACUCAGGAUGGACAGAUGACGCAGGUGUGCCGUCAGGACAGUGAGGGACGUCCCAUGCAGGGCUGUAAUGACUGCAUAUUUGACUACCAGGGGGCACUGUGGGUGACGGCGCCUGCAGGGGAGAUAGCUCCAGCUCCUUACACAAGAUCAAUGGAGGAGGCAUUUGGGUCAGUGUACUGCAUGCUGACCAGUGGUCAAGUUGUCCGAGUGGACACAGGUAUUCGUUUUCCCAACGGCAUCGCCAUCCUGCACACAGAUGAUGGCCGCCCCAAGAAGCUGAUCGUGGCUGAGACCCCGACCAAGUUGCUGUGGAGCUAUGACAUCGUGGAGCCGGGCAAGGUCAACAACAAAACCAUCUGGGGACGACUGUCAGGUGACCACGAAGGAGGUGCAGACGGACUGGACUUCGACGCAGACAACAACCUCCUGGUAGCUCACUGGGGCAGUGGGUUUAUUGAGGUUUUCAGCUGUGAGGGAGGCCAGCCCCAGAAGAGAAUCAAAUGUCCAUUCAAGAGAACCAGCAACCUUCAUUUCAAACCCAGCUCCAAAACAGUGUAUGUCACUGAGCACGACAAUCAUGCUCUGUGGGAAUUCCAGUGGGAAAACCAGGGAAAGAUCCAAAAAUGUGAGUUGUUGUUUGACAACUAGACGGGAGGUUGUUCAGUCUGUGUUGUUGUCCAUAGGUGACCAAAGAGGGGCCGAUAGUUUGGACUUCGACGAGGAUGACAAUCUUCUUGUUGCUCACCUUAACAGUGCUUUUAUUUAAGUGUUUAGUCGAGAUAGUGGAGUGCCUUAUAUGCGUACCUAAUGUCCAUUCUAUAGACCAGCAACCUGCAUUUUAGACUAUGUUCAAUCUGGUGUAUGUUACGGAGCAGCAGGCCCAUGGGCUGUGGAUGUGUGAGUGAGUGAGAAGAGGUAAUAUACUCAAAGGCAAAAGAAACGGAUCAUAUCAAUAUAGUGACAUCUGAAAGUUUAUAAAAGUUAAGAUAAAACAUAUGUUCUUACAGAUUGCGUAAACUUCAAACUGCUGUGUACACAAAACAAUCACUUGUCAAGACAGACCAUUGUAGUUUGAUGCAUUGUGUCAAGAAUAUUUUUGUUAUAUUUUCUUACAAUCUAUAAUGGGGAAUCAUAAAAUAACUUUUGAAUUUUUUCUAAAUUUCAAUCUAAAAAGGCCAAACAUCAGUCUAUCAAUUUUCAAAGGAGAAGACAUUUGUUUUAUACACACGGUUUAAAAAAAUAAGAAUAAGAACAUGAUCUGUUACUUGGCCUUUGAGUAUAGAUUUAGUCUUGUUUAUGUCACUGCUAGUAUAUUGAAGUGUUUUGUGCACCAGUGACAAACAGUGCCAUGAUUCACUUGUGAUGAUUUUUUAACAAUUUUGAUGACAUUAUUUUUAUAUUUAUAUCCAUUACAGAAUUAGUUCAUAUCAUGUGAUGUCAUUAGUAUAGUGAUUACCGCAUUCGACGUAAUAAGCGCCUAGGGCGCUCUCAAAAUUAGAAUUAGGGGGCUAUAUUUAGAAUAUUAUUUUGGUGAAAAACAAUAGAGUUGAAAGAUCGUAAAUUUCGUGGUUUAUACUGACAG